Molecule: messenger RNA, 1809 nt
Organism: Dryobates pubescens (Downy woodpecker)
Lineage: Eukaryota; Metazoa; Chordata; Aves; Piciformes; Picidae
Gene: ZDHHC21
Product: zinc finger DHHC-type palmitoyltransferase 21
Exons: 8
Coding region: 117-914 (265 amino acids)
Biological process (GO): protein targeting to membrane; peptidyl-L-cysteine S-palmitoylation
Cellular component (GO): endoplasmic reticulum; Golgi apparatus
Molecular function (GO): protein-cysteine S-palmitoyltransferase activity
Source: RefSeq, a predicted model, not a curated record
AUGAUGAUGAUGAAAAACCUCCCUUUAAUAAUAAUGGAGCUUUUUGUUGCGUAGUUUGAACUUAAUUGUGGAGCUUGUCAUCAAAGGUUGUGCAGAUAAUUACCUGUUUGUGCUCAAUGGGAAGACGAAUUCACUUUGUCGUUGACCCUCGGGGUUGGUGCUGCAUGGGCCUGAUUAUCUUUGUCUGGCUGUACAAUACAAUCUUCAUUCCAAAAGUCAUCCUUUUUCCUCACUAUGAAGAGGGACAUAUUUCAGUUGUGGCAAUUUUGUCUUAUUACUUCUGCUCAUUGUUUUGCAUAGCUUCAUUACUAAGAGCCUCAGUAGCUGAUCCAGGAAAGCUACUUGAAAACCCAAAGAUACCAAUUACAGAAAGAGAACAUUGGGAAUUAUGUAACAAAUGCAAUAUGAUGAGACCAAAGCGUUCACACCAUUGCAGUCGUUGUGGGCAUUGUGUGAGGAGGAUGGAUCACCACUGUCCAUGGAUUAAUAAUUGUGUUGGUGAAGACAACCAUUGGCUGUUUUUACAGCUGUGUUUCUAUACACAGAUUCUUAGUUCUUAUACACUGAUACUUGAUUUCUGCCAUUACUACUACUUUUUGCCUCUGAAAAAAGAAAACUGGGAUGUUUUUGUAUUUAGACAUGAACUUGCUCUCCUAAGAAUAUCUGCCUUCAUGGGCCUAAUAGUAUUAGGUGGAAUAAGUGGCCUCUUUUACACUCAGCUAAUGGGUAUUUUCACUGACACUACAAGUAUAGAAAAAAUGUCAAACUGUUGUGAAGACAUAUCAAGACCCCGAAAGCCAUGGCAGCAGGCCUUCUCAGAAGUUUUUGGCACUCGGUGGAAGAUCCUGUGGUUUAUUCCUUUCAGGCAGAGGCAGCCACUGCGAAUUCCCUACCACUUUGCCAAUCAUGUCUAAACAGAUGGAUGAUGAGCAUGGAUGGGUCCUCCACACUGGAAGUGUGCUACAGGUUUUAUGAUAAUAGGACUGUGCCAGUCUUCAAGUCAAUUAAAAUACAUCCACCGAUUGUAGGCAUCACACUGUGCUUUAUUUAAAUAGUGAUCACGAUUCUAUACAGAGGUUAAUAAAAAUUGCAUAGACUCAGAAAAUCAUUAAGAUAGGAAGAGUCCUUUAAGAUCAUUGAGUACAACCAUUUCAGAUUAUUUUUUCAAAGGGAUUUAUUUCAUCCUUGAGAUUAAUACCAAAGCAAAUGACUGGAAUGCAGUCUUAAUCUAUUUGUUUGAUACUUUUGAUUUGUUUGUUUGGACGUUUGGUAGGGAACACUGAAGUUUACAUUGAUAGUUAGCUUUCCCACUAAGUGUCUUAUUCUGCCUUGAACUUUUUUAGUGUUUUUUAUCAGUAGGUCUGUCUAGAAAAUAUUCAUGCCUUUUUUAUGGUAUGUAUGUUUAAAAUUCUCUGCUAUUCAUUUAUGAUAUGCAGUAGUAAUCUUGCAGCAUCACAGUAUAAAAGAUAACAUUUAGAACUGAGACAUUUUCCUGAAUCUUUCUCAGAGUUUUUAUAAAUACACAUAAAUGUAUGUAUUUAUAUAGAAAAAAUGCUACAGUUCACAGUUAUCUUUCUUCAUAGAUACGAUUUUAGUGACAAAAUUCAUGUCUUUCCAUCAACAAAAGCGAUUAAAUAUUUCAGGGUAAAAUAUGCACAUGAAAAGCAUGUAUUCCUUAUAUCCCAAGGAUUUCUCUGCAAUAAUUCAACAAAAUUGUAUGGUGCAAAUGCUAGAAUGAUUACUUUUUUAAAAUGUAGAUUUAGUUAGUCAGCAUAAAGUACCCUAAAGAAGAGUAUAUUGUCAACAAAG